GAGAGAGAGAGCCCUUCUGCCCGGGAAGGCCGUAGUAGAGACUAUCCAGACGACCCAACGCGUAGCUGCCCACGGAAAGCGAUGUCAGGACCCGAAACCCAUCACGGUCACAGCCGGAGGCUGCCCUCUGACAUUGAAAAUGGACAGCGGGGGCUGGACCCUGAGCAGAUGCAACAACAGCAACUUAAACUUUGGGAAAGGCAGAGAUUCUUUGAAGAAGUUUUCCAGCAUGAUGUUGAUUUCUUCUUCCCAGUAUCACACCUGCAGAUAGAACACAGGAGACCUCCCCUAGGUAGCAUUUCUUCCAUGGAGGUCAAUGUGGACAUGCUGGAACAGAUGGACAUGUUGGAUCUAUCUGACCAAGACACUGUUGAUGUAUUUCUUAGCUGUGGGACAGAGGACAACAACAAUGUAGCUACCCUAUUGCCAGAUUCUAACCCCUUCCAGGAAGAUAUUUCUCUGCAAGUGCCCAAUACAGUUGAAAUCAAAUCACGAAUUUCGUCCACAUCAUCUGCCUCUACAGACCUGAAUAGCCUGGACACCAGUGAAGAAGGAGCUGAGACUCCUGUGGUGCAGUCAGAUGAGGAAGAAUUGGAGCAAGAUGGGUCUGAAGAACCGGAGAGCAAGAGCUAGCAAGGUUUUGCAUCCACCCUGCUAUACGGACCCUGCCAGCAUGAGAUUAUGAACAUGACUGGAUCGCUCCGAUUCCCACUGUGUAAAACCCACAGAAACUCCAGAUCCAAUUGUUGUACUUGGGGAUGAUUCAAGAUAAUCCUUCCUCCUGCAGGAUGGUCAAUGCAUGGAUAAGGCAACAGAAGAGGGAGAAUAGGGUGAGGAACGGAUGCUACAGAAUUAAAAUAGAAUUUAACUCUCCAUCUUUUUAUGCAUACAGUAAUGCUUCUGCUUCCCUCACACGAGGACUCAGUUUGCUACAAGGCUGCAAAGAUUUAAAGCGAGACCUCUGUGCAGACUGAUAGGCUCCCUAAUCCUAACACAUAUACACACAAACAUGAAUGCAGCAUGUCUUUAAUUGUAACAUAAUAGAAAAUUACAUUCCUUUCAAACAAUCAGCUGGGAUGAUGUGUGUUACUGGGAAAGGAACAAUGAGGCUACCUGGAUAGGAAAGAUGGAAAAGGAAUGGCUGAAAGACGGUGGGACUAAAAUAAUUUGAAAGGUUCUUGGAAUGAAUCAGAUUUUUAUUAACUUCUUCAUUCAUCUGAUUUUUACAUCCUUAUGUUUCAAAUGAACAGCAGGUACCACAAAGCCCAGGAAGAGCUCAGGAGGAGGACAAUGGGUCUUAAGGAAAAGCUACACAGUCAGGACAGUCCUUAGAAAAACUUCCUUUGAACCUCCAUGUUGAAUACCUCAGUAGCAAAGUAAACUUUAAUUGCUCUCCCAUAAGUUUUAAAGUAGUCCAGUUAUUUCUAUGAUGAAAACAUCUUCUCCAUUUCCCCCAAUCAUUCUUAUUUUGUUCGAUGGGAGAGAAAUGGCUUUCAGAACUUUUUCCAAGGCAGAAGAACGUUUUGUAGAUUUCUCAUGGCUGUGGUGCUGCAUCUUUAUAUUUACCUUAAUUGUAAAGUGCCUAAAAGGUACUUGUGUGUGCUCUAGCUUUCAUUCCACAGUCAUGUCUCCCACUCUCUGGCAUCUCAGUCUUCAGUUAUAUUGGUCAAAGUCAAAUCAGAUAAAGACUGCCAAAGAAAACUCCUUCCAUGGAGCUUUUUCGGAUUAAGAAGAAGGAGUAGACAGAGAGGCUGUGGAAUGAUGCAGAUACAGAUAAUAGGGGACAAAAAGAAUUACUGACUGCCUCUUUAUAAUGUUAAUUACACUGAUAGAAUAUUUGUAGCUUAAGAUUGAACUGUGGGGUCCUUGGUGUUCUCUGAGCUUUGUGGUUUUCCGGUAGACGUUUCAAUACCAAACUAAGUAACAUCAUCAGUGCUAAAAUAUUUACACUAAAAAUGUCUCAAAAAAAAUAUCCCUGGCUUGAGGCAGAUAGAAUGAGGCAGAACAACAGAAGACUCUUUCCCUGGGAGAAGGAAGCUUUGUGGAAAUUGGAGGACAUUUUGGCACUUAAACUUUGCUUUCCUUUUGAUAUAUUAUAGAGAACUUGUCCUCUUCGUUUAAUAGAUAUAUAAUUUUUAUUAGCACUUUUCACAUUAUUAAAAGAUAAAUAUAAGAAUAAUACAAUGAGAGAUCAACAACAAAGAAAAGAUAAAAGUGUGAAAGAUAGUACAGAUAGAAAAAAAGAAAAACUAUAUAAAGAAGCAAUCUCUUUCAAUCUCCCUUAGAGCAAUUACAAACUUAUUGUCUCUCUUUCCUCUUUAAAAUUAUCUUAUACAAUUCUCUUCCUGUAUUCUUUAUAUCAUUAUAUGUAUUUUUAUCCUUUUUUUGUUUUUGCUUUUUCACAAGUCUGCCAUGCAUGGCAAAAUGACCCUUCAUGUUUUUCACAUUCCAGCAUGGGUUAGAGAUACCUUUAUACAGGAGCAUCUGUCCCUUAAAAUAUUGCUGAAUCACUGUUUUGUAGCUAAUGAGGAGAGAUGCUGGAAAUUUCAUUUUGGCAAAGCUGGAGGCCAAGAGGUUCCCUAUCACUGAUGUGUAAUAGCCACCUGUGAAGGAUGCAUGAGAUGAGUUUCAGAAAGUUCCUGGUAAAAUCUCACCACCAAUAUGAACCAGAGAGUUAGCUGCAGCAUCACUACAUCUCUUUUCCAAAACCUUCCUACUUCCUUACUAUGGGAACAAUAAUACUGAAAAAUAUAUCGGUUGCAGUAUCGAAUUCUAUAGUUUUAAGAAAUUAGUACAGCAUCUCUCCUUUUUGUAUUAUGUUUUUUAAUGUAAUUGCUUUCAUCCAAUAUAGGCUUUAGAGGUGCCCCACCUCAGUGGGAAGUUUGGGGGGGGAAAUCCGAGAAGGUAAUAUGUACAUAAAGUGCUUUGAAUAUUAAAUGCUAAAUAGUUUCACUAUCUUUUUUUUUUUUUUAAUGAUUAGGGUCAACUCAGAAUCAUGGAUAUGUUUAGUAGACAAGUUAGUAGUUUGGGAAAGUAUAAUGCUCUUCAUAAAACAUGCUGGAGAUCAUAACAAUAUGCUAGAUUAGGCUAAAGUGAAUAAUUUAUGGUUAACUAUGUCAUGGGAACCAUGCCACUUUCUUAGCAAGUUAUGUGGAUCAAGCCACACUUCACCCCUUCAGUUGAAGGGAAUUCAGGCAGCAGGACAAAUCAGAACUUAUGACUCCACUGUCAAUGGAGACAGUUCGUAGGAGUUUCCUCCACUCUGAUGUAGGACUGAAGAUACAGAUAGUCUUCAACCAUAAUUGAGCCCAGAAUUAUGGUCACAAGUCCUUGCAGUCAUUAAGCAGGACACCAUGUGACAAGACCAAAUUUUACAACAUUUUUGUGCAGGCUUUACAUGAACCCAGUGGUUGUUAAGUGAAUGCUGCGGUCAUUAAACAAAUCCAUUAUAUCCAAUGGAUGGUGUUUGCUAAAAACCGAAAGUAAAUGCCAGAAACCAGCAAAAACAUCAAAAAUUGCAGUCAUGUAACCACAGGAUGAGCAAACAGCCACAAAGGUGAGCCAGUUGCUAAGGAGACAAAAUGUGAUUUUGACUUGGGUGGGGCAGCUAUUGUAAGUUCAAAAUUGGGUGGUUAGUACUUUUGGGGGGAGGUUCCAUUGCAACUUUGAACAGUCACUUAAGCGAACAGUCAUAAGUCAAGGACUACCUGUGAUGUAAAAAUAAACCUUGCCUGAAAACGUUACAAGUUCAGUGACAUGUCAAACUUUCAACAUCCUACAUGCUGAAACAUUUAAGAGUAAAUUAGUAGCAGAUUUAGUAGCAAAACCACUGUGAGAGAUGGAACUAUAUAGUAUUCAUCUGAAUGAGAACAUUUGCAGUUUGGGGCAUAUUGUUGAAUUCCCAUUCCCAUUAGCCCCAGCCAGCACAGAGAAUGAACAGCCUUAGGAGUCUCUGUGGGGGAAGAAGUUUAAGAAAACAUCAAGGUGGGGGCUGCAUGACCAGUUCCCCACCCCAUUUUUAUAUGUGCAAAAGAGGUGAGGCUUCAAAUGUUGUGGUUGUGGCUGCCAUCUCGACUACUUUUAAUCCCCUUGUGUAAAUGCCCCUGAACAAUAACAAUAGCCAUUGUAGUCGAUAAGGAUUUGGCAGUCCCACAGGACAGACUGAUUAUGGAAUGUUUCAAUAUUCCUGAUACUUAAUUUAUCUGUUUUUAUUUGUUGACAACCUCACUCUGUGAAAUUGCUGACUUUGUGGACAGAGUCCUGCCUGUAGCUCUUAGUCAAUUGGUUGGAUUAAUCCAUUAAAACAUGAUGACUGAC
Messenger RNA from Protobothrops mucrosquamatus (brown spotted pit viper), 4317 nucleotides. It is a transcript of the gene DBNDD2, whose product is annotated as dysbindin domain containing 2. The record is from RefSeq and is a predicted model, not a curated record. Gene Ontology annotation, biological process: negative regulation of protein kinase activity. Lineage: Eukaryota; Metazoa; Chordata; Lepidosauria; Squamata; Viperidae. The coding region runs from base 82 to 633 and encodes 183 amino acids. Gene Ontology annotation, cellular component: cytoplasm. The transcript has 4 exons.